This is a messenger RNA of Neohortaea acidophila, 1950 nucleotides long. Its product is annotated as WD40-repeat-containing domain protein. Gene Ontology annotation, cellular component: small-subunit processome. The transcript has a single exon. The record is from RefSeq and is a predicted model, not a curated record. Bases 16 to 1818 code for a protein of 600 amino acids. Gene Ontology annotation, molecular function: protein binding; snoRNA binding. NCBI's taxonomy places the organism in Eukaryota, Fungi, Ascomycota, Dothideomycetes, Mycosphaerellales, Teratosphaeriaceae.
CUACAACCAGUGAAAAUGUCCACCUUUUUCACACUGCCGGCGUCGCAAAGGAAGCGCAAACGCCCCGCACCGUCGGCCUCGGCGCCCUCAAAAUCUGCAGGGUGGAGGAAGAGUACGCGCGACGAUGAAUCCAUCUCGGGCUCUGAUGCCUCCGAUGAUGAUGCACCACCGCCGGCGGUAGACGAUGAGAGUUUGUCAGAGGAGGAUGAGGCGCAGUUUGAAGACGAGGAUCCCGCCGCAAAGCGUGUGCGGCUUGCCGAGCAAUACCUCGCCAACACACAGAAGGAGGUGCUCGAGGAUGUCGGCUUCGAUGCCGCGGACGUCGACCAAGAGAAUUUGCGACACCGGAUGGGCGAGCGGCUGAAGGAAGACACGGCGGAGGGCAAAGGCAGGCUGUACAGGCGAAUCGCUGAUGGACUGGACUGGCGGGCUGCCCAACACACGGUUUGCAGGCGCCACGGCAUGCAAAAGAGUCUGACGGGCAUCGCGGUGCAUGGUCAGCACAUCUUUGCCGUGAGCAAGGACUUGCAGCUUGUGAAACUUGAGCUACCCAGCCUGGACAACACUCACGCAAAGGGAAGACCAAGUCGGCAGCCGACAGUCGUUGCUCGCACCCGUGGCCACGCAAAGGGUGAGAUUGCAGAGCAUCACAGCAAGGCAAUCCUAUGCGUCGCGGUGUCUCCGGACGGGAAAUUUGUCGCUACUGGUGGCGCCGACAAGAAGCUCAUCGUGUGGGACGGGGAAUCGCUGAAGUGUCUGAAGGUCUUCCCACAGCAUCGGGAUGCUAUCACCGCUUUGGCAUUUCGCAGAAACACGAAUCAGCUGUACAGCGCGAGCAAAGAUCGCACAGUCAAAACCUGGUCCCUUAACGAACUGGCUUACGUUGAAACGUUGUUCGGGCACCAGGAUGAGAUCCUUGACGUUGAUGCCCUGGCCCAGGAGACAUGCAUCACUGUCGGCGCGCGCGAUCGGACGGCAAGGUUAUGGAAGGUGGCAGAAGAGUCGCAACUCGUCUUUCGCGGUGGAAAUGCCUCUGGAACAACAAAGGCGCUGGAACAAUUGAAAAGGUCGUACGCCAAUGGGAACGACAAGGCCGACGCGCGGUACCAUGAAGGGUCUAUCGAUCGGAUUGCAAUGAUCGACGAGGAGACCUUCGUAACGGGCUCGGACAAUGGAUCGCUCUCGCUCUGGAACACUCACAAAAAGAAGGCCACAUUCGUUCUCCCUCUCGCUCACGGCGUGGAUCCUCCGCUGCCGCUGGCUGAAGCGAGCGCUGAGCAGGAGCCGGACGAGUCGCUGGAUGAAGAAAGUCGAGGUGGCCAACAGCCUCGAUGGAUCACCGCACUCAAAGCGAUUCCGUUCAGCGACGUUCUUGUCAGUGGGAGUUGGGACGGCUACGUUCGCGCGUGGAAAAUCUCCUCGGAUAAACGGCGCAUCGAACCGCUGGGGGCUGUGGGUGUGCAGGUCGAAGAUCUGGGCGCAUUAUUGGACAGCGAGGGCGUGGAGUCGAGUACGCUUGCAGAUGGCGCAUUGCAGGCCAUGAAAGACGGGGUUGAGAGACAAGGUCAAGUCCGCGGGAUCAUCAACGACCUCGCCGUCCUUGAUCUCGGCGAGCGCGGUAAGGACGGGGUGUUGAUUGCAGCAGCGAUUGGCCAGGAGCACAGACUCGGUCGAUGGCGCGAGAUGCUUGACGGUCGCAAUUGCGUCGCCAUCUUCAGAGUGCCGUCGCAUGUGGCUACGAAUGGCUCGCACAACACGGAUGUCGAGAUGUCGAAUGGGACACGCGAGAAUCGCGAUGAUUUUGAAGGGGUCGAAUAGAAUUAAUUAGCUGCACUUCUGUUGAGAACCCAUUCGCGAUGUCUCGAAAUGAGAGAUUGCACAUAAUCCUUGUCCUCGGCACUAGACAACAUUUGCAAGCCGAACCAUUGGACGAGGCUGCACGGAAGCGUG